UAUGUGGAGAGAGGGAGUGUGUGGAGAUGCUCUGUGUGAAAGUUCCCGGAUGAAGGUGUAACGCCAUCUUUACUCCACCAUUCAAGCCGCAGCUGUUGCUCGCAUAGGGGCCUGCCGGUGAACUCACACUCCUCCUUUACUCCCAAUCUCACAAAACACGCUCGCCUCGCGCUGUCCAACAUGGGUGACCGGGAGGAUUUGGUGUACCAAGCCAAACUCGCCGAGCAGGCGGAGAGAUAUGAUGAAAUGGUUGACUCCAUGAAGAAGGUGGCUGGGAUGGAUGUCGAGCUAACGGUUGAAGAGAGAAACCUGCUCUCGGUGGCCUACAAGAACGUUAUUGGGGCAAGAAGAGCAUCCUGGAGGAUAAUCAGUAGUAUUGAGCAGAAAGAGGAGAAUAAGGGUGGAGAGGACAAAUUGAAAAUGAUUCGGGAAUAUAGACAAACGGUUGAGACUGAAUUGAAAUCAAUCUGCAAUGACAUCCUUGAUGUGUUGGACAAGCACCUAAUCCCAGCUGCAAAUUCAGGAGAGUCCAAGGUCUUCUACUACAAAAUGAAGGGUGAUUACCACAGGUAUCUCGCUGAGUUUGCUACAGGAAACGACAGGAAGGAGGCUGCAGAAAACAGUUUGGUUGCUUACAAAGCUGCUAGUGAUAUUGCAAUGACAGACCUUCAGCCUACACACCCCAUUCGCUUGGGUCUGGCUCUUAACUUCUCUGUAUUCUACUAUGAAAUCCUCAACUCUCCCGACCGUGCAUGCAGGUUGGCAAAGGCGGCAUUUGACGAUGCUAUUGCUGAACUGGACACAUUGAGUGAAGAAAGCUACAAGGACUCCACACUCAUCAUGCAAUUGUUACGUGAUAACCUGACACUAUGGACUUCAGAUAUGCAGGGAGACGAUUCCUAAAGGAAAAUGUUAAUUGCCCACAAACUUUAUUUGUGAGGAACAGAAUAAAGAGGCGCUGCAAGAUGUGGAGGAUGAAAACCAAUGAGACAACACAGCCAAUAUGAGACUCCACCCCACUCCCCCUCCCCUUCCCCAGACCCCACUCACAAAGGGAGCCACCAAGCCCAACCUUAUGAGUGGCACUCAACAGCUUGAUGCCUCCAGUUUUCUCUCCCUUUGUUUGAUUUUUAAUAUUAUUCUGUUUUAUUAGCCCUUAAAUUGAAAUAAAAUAUACCACUCAUGAAACAAACUUCAAUUAUGAUUUUUGAAUGGUCAGAACUUAAAGAUUUCUUGGAGUAUUAUAUAUAUAUAUAUAUAUAUAUAUAUAAUUUUUUUUUUUUUUUUUUUGUCCUGGUACAACAUUUUUCCUUUUUUUUUUUUUAAUGUUCAUUUGCUUUAUUUCUCAACAUUUUUAUCAGUUGCUGGAUAUAUUUUGAGUUUUUCUUAAUGUAAUUACAGAAAUUAACUUUUAUUACUAUUACUGAUAUGUCUACUAUUAGUGGUUUGAGCUGUAAUAUUUCUGUGUUAGUGCAAUUAUAAAAUGCAGUUAAAGAAAACAAUUAAACCUUUAAAAGGGCAAGUCUAAACAAAGUGCUCUUUUUGUUAAUUUAGUUUUUCAGAGAAAGUCAAAGCAAAUUUCUUGAUAUCCAUGUGGAGCAAAAUGCUUAACAUCACCAAGUAGUAGUUAUGUAGUAACAUUUACCAGUGGUCUGGACUGUAAUUUGUGCUAAAAUACUGUAUUGCUCACAUAGGCUGAUGAUGAUGAUGAUGGUGGGUGGAUGGAUGGCUGCAGCUCUAUAAAACUGAAGGAGCCUUGUUGCUUUUAGAACUAAGACAAAUGCAGGUCUCCAUUUGGCUGUCUCAAAAAGAAAAAAGAAAAAAAAAAGCACUAAUAAAGUUGAUUUUAAGCCUGCAUGAGUUACAUGAAAUAGUCUAUUUUUCUUCUUCCCCCCUGAAUCUACAUAAUGCAUAUAAUUUCUUCUGUACUUUGUUAACUUGAAACUAGUUUGUACUACUGGAUAUCUGACUGGAACCACAGACGUAAAAUCUGUAUUACAACGAAACAGCAUGGAAUUAACAAUUAACUUAAAUAAAACUGCCUCAAGUAAAAUAUUUAACCACC
This is a messenger RNA of Onychostoma macrolepis, 2065 nucleotides long. RefSeq names its product tyrosine 3-monooxygenase/tryptophan 5-monooxygenase activation protein, epsilon polypeptide 1 (gene ywhae1). Gene Ontology annotation, cellular component: cytoplasm. The transcript is spliced from 7 exons. Gene Ontology annotation, biological process: signal transduction. NCBI's taxonomy places the organism in Eukaryota, Metazoa, Chordata, Actinopteri, Cypriniformes, Cyprinidae. The record is from RefSeq and is a predicted model, not a curated record. The coding region runs from base 181 to 903 and encodes 240 amino acids.